GCGGGCAAGGCUUGGGAAGAUGAUUUGGACCCCGACGCAGAGGAGGAGGUCUGUGAAGAGCCGGAGGAGGAGCCGGAAGACCUCCUGAUCUUAGAAGACGCGGAGGAGGAGGUUGAGUAUCUUCCCGACGAGGAGGUGGAGCUUGAAGAGGGCGAGGAGGAGGUGGCGGAAAUGGCCGUAGAGGAUGACGUUGAAGAGGAGGAGGAUGCUGGCGAGCCUCAGGAAGGCCACGCAAACGGCCGUGCCGUAGC
Messenger RNA from Symbiodinium pilosum, 251 nucleotides. The record is from the annotation of a GenBank genome assembly. Lineage: Eukaryota; Dinophyceae; Suessiales; Symbiodiniaceae.